Messenger RNA from Humulus lupulus (European hop), 948 nucleotides. RefSeq lists its product as uncharacterized. The record is from RefSeq and is a predicted model, not a curated record. Lineage: Eukaryota; Viridiplantae; Streptophyta; Magnoliopsida; Rosales; Cannabaceae. The transcript has a single exon. Bases 1 to 948 code for a protein of 315 amino acids.
AUGAGCUUAUUAUUGGUGUUGGACGUCGUCGUUUUGUCAUUCAUCACCGCCCUUCUCCUCCUCUCGGUUUUCUCUCUCUGUUUCAUCUUCCACCUCUGUUUCAAGUCCAGAACCUCUCACCAUCUCCAGCGAUUCAACUCGCUCUGGACCGUCCGAUUCCUACUCGUCCUCUCCAUCACUUUCUGGGCCCUCAACGAGCUUCUCCGGCUACCUCUCCUCCUCCGCCGCACCGCAAAACACCUCUCCCAACCCCAACAAGCCACCCUCUGCAAAAUCCACGUGGCUCUCUCCCUCGGCUUCUUCGAGCCGGCUUUCUUGGUCACCCUCCUCUUCCUCGUCGAUGUCUCCGUCAAGAAAGAGACCCCAAACGGCCGAUGGGCCGCCGCCUCCGUUCUCCUCAUGACUCUCCCGCUGCUCAUCCUCCAGAUCAUCGUUCUCUUCUUCUUCGCCGAGUUCGAAGCGGUAACGCUCCGUUUCCCUGACUACUUCGUCAGGAGCUCCGUCGUCGUUUCCGGCGAGAGUAAUGAUAAGACGGUGCUCUGCGCCUACCCUUUGCUCAGUACGACGGCGUUUGGGUCGUUCGGGCUUGGGUUCUCGGCCAUGUUCUUGGUCUCGGCGUGGAGAGUGGUCUCUGUGGUGAUCAACAAGGCCUUGAGGUUGAGGAUUUACGGGCUGGCUUUCACAGUCCUCGUUUCGCUCCCUCUUCAGAUUGCGAUGCUCGGCUUGUCAGCAGCUUGGUUGCCGGACCAGGCCGCGUACGGCAGCGUUUCGCUCGCUGUGUUUCUUUUGACGUUCUCGUGCGCCGUUGUGGGCGAGGGUAUUUUAGUAAUUAAACCCAUUGCUGACUCGCUGGCUGUGAGAGGACAACAAUGUUUCUCUACGUGGGACCCCUGGAGAAGGCGACACGUGGCGCAUGGGACUGCCUUGGACGAAAUGGUGGUUUCGUGA